This is a messenger RNA of Phalaenopsis equestris, 5366 nucleotides long. Its product is annotated as ABC transporter C family member 5. Gene Ontology annotation, biological process: transmembrane transport. The transcript is spliced from 11 exons. NCBI's taxonomy places the organism in Eukaryota, Viridiplantae, Streptophyta, Magnoliopsida, Asparagales, Orchidaceae. The record is from RefSeq and is a predicted model, not a curated record. Gene Ontology annotation, cellular component: plant-type vacuole; vacuolar membrane. Gene Ontology annotation, molecular function: ATP hydrolysis activity; ABC-type transporter activity; ATP binding. Bases 462 to 4955 code for a protein of 1497 amino acids.
GUGUGCUCCGACAAGGAGAGGGAAGGUAACAAAACCAAUUUGGUAUUGUUUUUCACUUUUCCUCCUUUGCUUUUCUCUUCACACGUUGCAAGAGCCCACAUCUCUCUCUUUCCGCUCUCUCUCUCUCUCUCUCUCUCUCUGUGAGAGGGGAGUUUGCUGUGAGGAAGGAGGUUGGUAGAGUUUUGAGGAUUUUCUCGGUUUCCGACUUCCUACACCCUUGUCGUUUUCCUGCGUGAUUCCAAUCUUUGUUCGAUUCUGCACUGUGUCCUCGCCUUUCUAAUCGCUACCUGUCGUCGUCUUUCUUCUUUCUCUCUAUCUGUGUGUGUGGGUGCUGUUUCUGCUUAUCUGAAAAUUAAGCGGGGCAAUGCCCGUAGCUGAAAACUAGGAACCGGCACGUAUUACCUGAAAUCUUUUGCUCAAUUUGGAUAUCUUCAUUCUGAGUCCUAUCCCUCGACUGGCAAAUGGGUUUGCUCUUUCUCGGCCCUUCUUUUCUCGGUUCUUUAGAAGCCCUACCUUCGCUGGAGAAGCUCUCCUUCGCCGCCCAUCUCUUGCUUCUCCUCUUUCUCUUACUGACCCCCGCUUCCCGCGUUUUCAACCGUGUGCUUUCCAGAGUGAAAGCUCGCGCUGACUCCGGCGGGGGCGUUGGAGAUCCGGUAACUUUUGUCGUCGGAUGUUGGUUCAAGGUCUCCAUUUUCUGCUCAGUCUACAUUGUCUUCCUUCAACUGGCAGUUCUCGGGUAUGAAACAGUAAUUUUGUUUCGCGACGGGGUUAAAGAUUACUCCGUAUUUUACUUACCCUGCCUUGAGACAAUCGCUUGGCUUGCGAUAACAUUCCGGGCAUUGCAGAGCUGGUUUAAUGCUGCGGCAAAAUUUCCCUUGCCGGUUAGGUUUUCAUGGCCUGUGUCAUUCUGCCUCUGUCUAUAUAUUGGAUUUGUUGAUACCAGAGGCUUUUUGGAUAAGUUUACUCACUUGAAUUCUCAUGUCGUGGCAAAUUAUGCCGCCGCUCCUGCUCUCGCCUUCCUUUCCAUUGCCUCCAUCCGUGGAAUUUCAGGUAUAGAUGUAUAUAGGGUGAAUUCCGAUCUUCAUGAUCCUCUUCUUACCGAAGAGGAUGAAGCUGGUUGCCCCAAUGUCACUCCUUACAGUGGAGCAGGGAUUUUCAGCCUCGCAACACUGUCUUGGCUCAGUCCUCUGCUUUCCAUAGGCGCAAAGAGGCCCCUUGAACUCAGGGAUGUACCAUUGUUGGCACAUAAAGACAGGUCCAAAACUUCAUAUAAGGCCUUGAAUUCAAAUUGUGCCGAGAACCCUGGGAAAACGUACUCCUUGGCGUUAGCGAUUUUCCUUUCGUUUUGGAAAGAAGCAAUGGUGAAUGCCGUCUUUGCUGGAUUAUACACAUUGGUAUCUUUUGUCGGACCAUAUCUGAUAAGCUAUUUCGUUGAUUACUUGAGUGGAAAUGUAGCUUUUCUUCAUGAAGGAUAUGUGUUAACAUCCGUCUUCUUUGUUGCAAAGUUGGUAGAGACAGUGACGACAAGGCAAUGGUAUUUAGGAUUAGAUGUCUUAGGCAUGCAUGUUAAAUCUGCUUUGACGGCCCUGGUUUACAAAAAAGGACUAAGACUGUCGUGCAGAGCACGGCAGAGACACACCAUCGGCGAUAUUGUUAACUAUAUAGCAGUGGAUGUGGAGAAAGUUAGUGAUUGCUCAUGGAAUAUUCAUGACAUAUGGCUGCUUCCAUUACAAAUCACGCUUGCUCUGGCAAUUUUAUACAAACAUGUCGGAAUUGCUUCCGUCGCAACACUCGGGGCAACCAUUAUCUGCAUUGCUAUCGCCUAUCCUUUCUCAGAAUUACAAAAGCGUUAUCAAGUUAACCUUAUGGCCGCCAAAGAUGAUCGAAUGAGGACAACAUCCGAAUGUCUGAGAAACAUGAGGAUCCUGAAGUUUCAAGCUUGGGAGGUUCGCUAUAGAUUAAAACUGGAAGAGAUGAGGAAUGCGGAGUAUAGUUGGAUCCGGAAAACCGUAUAUUCUCAAGCAUUAGUCACCUUCAUUUACUGGGGAUCCCCCAUUUUCAUCUCUGUGGCGACAUUUGCUACCUGCAUAUUGCUAGGUGGUCAGCUAACCGCCGGCAGCGUGCUGUCUGUCCUAGCCACCAUUCGGAUUCUCCAGGAUCCUCUUAAAAAUUUUCCUGAUUUGGUUCUUAUGAUUUCCCAGACAAAAGUUGCGGUGGAACGGAUCACAGAUUUUCUGCAACAGGAAGAGUUGCAGGUCGAUGCCACUGUUAUUAUUCCCAGCGGACUUGCGAGCACGGCGGCUAUCGAGAUUAAGGAUGGUGAGUUUUGUUGGGAUCCGGAAUCCUCUAAACCCACUCUUUCGUCAAUACAAUUGAAAGUAGAGAAAGGGAAGCGUGUGGCGGUCUGUGGUGCCGUCGGUUCUGGGAAGUCAAGCUUCCUCUCCUGUAUCCUCGGUGAAAUACCCAAAAUUUCCGGCGAAGUUAGGAUUAGUGGUUCUGCAGCGUAUGUUUCUCAGUCAGCUUGGAUCCAGUCAGGAAAUAUUGAGGAAAACAUCCUGUUUGGGAGCCCAAUGGAUGAGCAGAGGUACAAGAAUGUUAUUAAUGCUUGUUCCCUUAAAAGGGAUCUGGAGCUAUUUUCCCAUGGAGAUCAAACAAUAAUUGGUGAUAGAGGUAUAAAUCUAAGUGGUGGACAGAAACAAAGGGUUCAACUUGCUCGAGCGCUUUAUCAGGAUGCUGAUAUUUAUUUGCUUGAUGAUCCUUUUAGUGCAGUUGAUGCCCAUACAGGGAGUGAUUUGUUCAAGGAAUAUAUUUUGACUGCUCUGGCCAGCAAGACAGUGGUAUUUGUCACCCAUCAAGUUGAAUUUCUUCCAGCCGCGGAUUUGAUACUGGUGCUUAAAGAGGGUCACAUAAUACAGGCUGGAAAAUACGAUGAUAUUUUAAAAUCUGGAACUGACUUCAAUGCUUUGGUUUCAGCCCAUCAGGAAGCCAUUGAAGCAAUGGACAUUCCGGAAUGCAUGUUGGAGGAUGUAUCAAUGCUUCGCCAAAGAUCGGGAUCAAUUGUAAGCAAGGCUGAUAGCUUGGGAAGCAAAACACCCGAAAACAAGCCUCCAUCCGAGCGAAUUGGUGUAAAGGAAAUGAAGAAAUCGAAGUGCAGCGGGAAAAAACAACUCGUUCAAGAAGAGGAGCGAGCAAGGGGGAGAGUUGGCUUAACAGUUUACCUGUCAUAUAUGGCUGCUGCAUAUAAAGGAGCAUUAAUACCUUUAAUUAUUCUAUCCCAGACAACAUUUCAGGUUCUGCAGAUAGCUAGUAACUGGUGGAUGGCUUCGGCAAACCCCCAAACACAUGGUGAUAAGCCAAAGACGACGAGCACUUAUCUUCUUGACGUAUAUAUGGCACUUGCUUUUGGCAGCUCCUUGUUUGUCUUUUUAAAGGCUGUUCUCGUGGCGACUUUUGGCUUAGAGGCAUCGCAAAAGUUAUUUUUGAAGAUGCUAAAAACUAUAUUCCGGGCUCCAAUGUCAUUCUUCGAUUCCACCCCCAUGGGGAGAAUCUUGAAUCGUGUUUCGGUAGAUCAAAGUGUCGUUGAUCUUGAUAUUCCAAACAGACUUGGCUCGUUUGCCACAACCUUAAUUCAACUUCUCGGUAUAAUUGGUGUGAUGUCUAAGGUUACAUGGCAAGUUCUGCUCCUGCUUUUUCCAAUGACCAUUGUUUGCUUAUGGAUGCAGAAGUAUUAUAUGGCUUCAUCAAGUGAGCUAGUGCGAAUGGUCAGCAUCCAGAAGUCUCCAAUUAUUAAUCUUUUUGGGGAAUCUAUUGCUGGCGCUUCUACCAUUAGAGGAUUUGGACAGGAAAAGAGGUUUAUCAAAAGGAAUCUGUACCUUCUUGACUGCUAUUCACGCCCAUUCUUCUACAGUAAAGCUGCCAUUCAAUGGUUAUGCUUGCGCAUGGAAUUGCUAUCCACUUUUGUAUUUGCUUUCUGCAUGACACUUCUUGUUAGUUUACCACAUGGAAGUAUUGAUCCGAGUAUGGCAGGCCUUGCUGUAACUUAUGGUAUUAAUUUAAAUGCUCGCUUCUCCCGGUGGAUAUUGAGCUUUUGUAAACUUGAAAAUAAGAUUGUUUCUAUUGAGCGCAUACAGCAGUUUUGUGACAUUCCUAGUGAAGCGCCGGCUAUUAUUGAUGAUUCUAGACCUCCGCCUUGGUGGCCUGGGAAUGGGAAGAUUGAACUGCUUGAUCUCCAGGCUCGCUACAAGGAGAACUUGCCCAUCGUUCUCCGUGGUGUAACAUGCACGUUCCCCGGUGGUAAAAAAAUAGGCAUCGUUGGGCGCACGGGAAGCGGCAAAUCUACACUUAUACAGGCUCUUUUCCGCUUGAUUGAACCAACACAUGGGAAGAUUAUCAUUGAUGACAUCGACAUCUCUACCAUCGGCCUUCAUGAUCUUCGUAGCCGUCUGAGUAUCAUACCACAGGAUCCUACCUUAUUUGAAGGCACAAUCAGGGGCAAUCUUGAUCCACUUGAAGAGCACUAUGAUUAUGAAGUUUGGCAGGCACUGGACAAGUGUCAGCUGCGUGAGGCCAUCCGCCAAAAGAAACAAAAAUUAGACUCUCCAGUUCUUGAGAAUGGAGAGAAUUGGAGUGUCGGGCAGCGUCAGCUCAUUGCAUUAGGGAGGGCCUUAUUAAAACGGGCGCGGAUAUUGGUUCUCGACGAAGCAACGGCUUCCGUUGAUACGGCGACUGAUAAUUUGAUCCAGCAGGUCAUACGACGUGAAUUCAAGGAUUGCACUGUCUGCACGAUAGCGCAUCGCAUUCCAACUGUCGUUGAUAGUGAUUUCAUUUUAGUCCUUAAUGAAGGGAAAGUUGCGGAGUUCGACAGACCACAGAAGCUUUUGGAGGACAAGACUUCCAUGUUUAUGAGACUGGCCUCCGAAUACUCCAUCAGGUCAAGCUGCUUAGCAGAUGCAUGAAGCAAAAACCUCUUUAUUAAAUCAAAAUAUGACAGAAGAACUUAUACUAUAUCAAUAUCUGCCAUACUUGAUUAUAAUGAGGGAGCUGCUGCUUCAAGGAAGAAAGAGUUCAAAAGCUUUCUUUUCGGAUUAAUAUAAUAGGAGGGCAACAAAUUAGGUCACAGGAAUUAAAUUUGAUUUGUAAAGCAUUGAGCUUCUCUUUUAGUUUUUUUAGUUAGAGUCGGUUGUCAUUGAUAGAGUCUGUAUUUAGAAGAUGUCAUUGAUAGAGUCUGUAUAUAGAUGUCAUUGAUAGAGUCUGUUUUAGAAGAUGUCAUUGAUAGAGUCUGUAUUAGAAGAUGUCUUGGUUGAAGUUAGAUUCAGAGAAAAAGCAGUUUUAGCGUUUCCGUCUGUCUAUUAUUUCAUCUCCCUCAA